AUGACUGACACCCCAGCGGAGGAAUCCCUCUUCCAAAUCAUCCACUGCUACCACCAGUACGCGGCCCGGGAGGGGGACGUGGAGACCCUGUCCCUGGAGGAGCUGAAGGCCCUGCUCGUGGACAACAUGCCCCGCUUCAUGGCGAGCUUGGGCCGGAAGGAGCCGUACUACAUCACAGAGUUGUUCCGGGAAGCAGACAAGAACAAGGACAACCAGAUCUGCUUUGACGAGUUCCUCUACAUCUUGGGCAAGCUAAUGAAGGACUACCACCUGCAGUACCACCAGCAGCUGUGCGCCCACUACUGCGCCCAGCACAGCCUCUAUUAGAGGGGGCACAGGCAGCCUUCUGGGGAGCCUGCCCCGGGCAGCUGAAUGGAGAGCUCUGCUGUGCAUGUCUGCGUGUGCCUGCAUCCGUGUGCAUAUGCGUGUACAUGUCUGCAGAAAGGACAGCUGUGA
Diceros bicornis minor is the source of this 456-nucleotide messenger RNA. RefSeq names its product protein S100-A15A. The record is from RefSeq and is a predicted model, not a curated record. Gene Ontology annotation, cellular component: cytoplasm. Gene Ontology annotation, molecular function: calcium ion binding; transition metal ion binding. The transcript has 2 exons. The coding region runs from base 1 to 327 and encodes 108 amino acids. Lineage: Eukaryota; Metazoa; Chordata; Mammalia; Perissodactyla; Rhinocerotidae.